UGGGAGCUGAAGAAGUCUCUGUGAUGUCAAAGAAGACCAGUUAAUGUUUCCUAUAGUUCAGAAAAUCAUUUAAAUCCAGUAAUGUAAAUUAAGACCAUCUUAUACAAUGCCAUCUUCUAACUGAGGAAUGAAAGAUGAAAAUGAAAUCUAGUCAGAAGAAUGUGAUUGAAGACAGUAAGCAAAUAUCUCUUCUAUUUUGCUCAUCUAGAAUUGUCAUAUUCUAUUCUAAUGUUUCUUUUUCCAUCUUUUUCUUCAGAUGUCCUUCCUAGGUUUUCUUUCUGCUUUCCUGAAAAUUACAAAAGAGACAAUCAACCCUCCUCUCUCCAAAAAACUAUUUUUAUAAUGAAUCACAAAAACUGUGUUUAUGUAGAAUGAGACCUUCAUGUUACAGGAUGAUCUAUGGAGUAAGAAAAAAUAUUAUUGUUUGAUCUUGCCAUAAUGUUCUAUUAAUUUGUUUUCCUUGCCCUUCCAUAGGUUUUUUUUUCCAGAUUGAAUAUCUCGUACCUUUUACAACUUGAAUUUAAUAAGUCUGAGUUACAUUAAUGAGUUAAAUUAAAUUAAGGGUUUCAAGAAAACAUUGGACAACCAUUUGUCUGAAAUGGUAUAGGAAAUGGACUAGAAGACUACAAAGUCCUUUCCAACUCUUUUAUUCUUUUAAUGGAAGGACUGUCAGAAAUGUGGCCAGAAAUGGAAAACGACACAACUGUGUUUCUUCUCUUGGAAUUCUCAAAGAUAUGGGAAAUUAAGAUUAUGUAUUCAACUUUCUUCCUGCUAUUAUAUUUAAUGACAAUAACAGGAAACUUUUUGAUCAUCUCUGCAGUUGCUUUGGACUCCCACCUUUAUACCCCCAUGUACUUUUUCCUGAUGAACUUAGCUCUGCAAGACAUUGGUUCUGUUUCAGUCAUCAUUCCCAAAGCUGUUUUUAAUUUACUGAUGAAUAUCAGGUAUAUUUCCUAUUCUGGAUGUGUUGCUCAAGUCCUCUUCUUUGUUUUCUUUCUGGGUUGUGAUAUUCCCCUUCUUACUGUCAUGGCAUAUGAUCGGUUUGUUGCCAUUUGCCAUCCUUUGCGAUAUGAAAUGAUAAUGAACAAAAGGGCCUGUACUAAAAUGGUUGGCAGUGUGUGGAUUGUCAGCUUCAUUAAUGCUGGGCUGCAUACUAUUGGAACUUUCACUAAUAAUUUCUGCUCUAAUACAAUCAAUCAGUUCUAUUGUGAAAUCCCACAAUUACUUAAGUUUGCCUGCUCAGAUACAUAUGUAAUUGAAAUUGGAUAUAUAAUAUUUAUUAUGAUAUUAGUAUUUGGUUGCUUUAUCUUCAUCACUGUUACUUAUGCACAGAUCUUCUCUGUUGUUUCAAGAAUCCCUUCUGUUCAGGGAAGGAAAAAGGCCUUCUCUACUUGUUUUCCCCACAUCACUGUUUUCUCCAUAUUUUUGGUUGCCUCCUCAUUUGCUUAUCUGAUUCCUCGACCUGACAAACCAUCACACUUUGAUUUCACUGUUACAAUAACCUAUUCCAUUAUUCCAUCCAUGUUGAACCCAUUAAUCUACAGCAUGAGAAACAAGGACAUCAAAGUUGCUCUUUCAAAAAUGUUUUCUUUGAGGAUAUUUGGAAAGUGAGGUCCCAGAAAUGGAAUAAAAAAAUUAAAAGAAAUAUUUAAUUUAAACUUCAUUCCCAAGGUUUUGCACUUUUAUAAUCUUACAUGAGUAACCUUACUUUAG
Messenger RNA from Pantherophis guttatus, 1713 nucleotides. NCBI's taxonomy places the organism in Eukaryota, Metazoa, Chordata, Lepidosauria, Squamata, Colubridae. The record is from RefSeq and is a predicted model, not a curated record.